Molecule: messenger RNA, 591 nt
Organism: Hydatigera taeniaeformis
Lineage: Eukaryota; Metazoa; Platyhelminthes; Cestoda; Cyclophyllidea; Taeniidae
Source: the annotation of a GenBank genome assembly
AUGGAUUGCACAUUGCGUUUCGGUGAACACUACGAUCUUGAUGAACGAUUGAAGGUGUUCAAUGUGGCCUUGAGGAAGGAUGACAUCGAAUCGGCAGCGAAAAAGGCUUUUCAGUGUCCUCUCUGUCUCUUCCAUGCGGCUUCUCGUUGGGCUCUCACUGAGCACGCUUUUUUCUCGCAUUGGUUGCGCCUGUGCUAUGUGUGCUGCCAUCAUAUCAGUGAAGCAGGUACGAGGAAGGGCGGCGAACAGAGCAUUUGGGAGCACACCUUUUCUUGUCUUAGUCGACGUCAUGCAGCCCUGCUUCGUGCCAACACAGAUGACGGCGACAGCAUCGAGAGCCUCCAUGAUGGCCCUAUUUGGCGACGACAUCAACGGGUUCUCCACCCUCAAGAGGACGUGAAAGGAACAGUGCCUCUCCAGCUACCUCCCCAUCUUGAUGUUGUUGCCACUGCUGCCAACUGCGACGAUAGCAGGUUCGCCGAUCCUCCCUCAGGUGAGUGCGCUUCUCCAUCCUACUGGCGAAAAUACGCCCACUUUGUUGCUACUUAUUUAGACACAUUUCAUGCAUCAACUGUUCACAUUCCAUUUUGA